UUAAGCAAUCUUCCAAAGUUUGAAGCUAAAGACAUCCAGCCUAGUCUACUUAAUUACAACAUGAAAGGUGCUCAUGUCCUUGCAGCUUUUGUCCUUCUGGCUUUGUCUUCCUCUUUUGCCUCAGCCUUCGACCCUAGUCCUCUUCAAGACUUUUGUGUUGCAAUCAAUGACCCCAAGGAUGGUGUGUUCGUGAAUGGGAAAUUCUGCAGGGACCCAAUGCUUGCAACAGCAAAUGAUUUCUCUUUUUCAGGCCUCAACAUUCCAGGAAACACAUCGAACAAAGUUGGAUCAAAUGUAACUCUAGUAAAUGUUGACAAAAUACCAGGACUUAACACUCUUGGUAUAUCAUUAGCUCGUAUUGAUUUUGCACCAUAUGGGGGUCUAAAUCCACCCCAUACUCAUCCUCGUGCAACAGAGAUAUUAGUAGUUUUAGAAGGCACUCUCUACGUGGGUUUCGUAACAUCAAAUCCCAAUCGCCUCAUUACCAAGGUUCUAAAUGCAGGAGAUGUCUUUGUAUUUCCAAUUGGCCUCAUCCACUUUCAGUUCAAUAUCGGACAAACUAAUGCAGUUGCUAUUUCUGGAUUGAGCAGCCAAAAUCCAGGAGUUAUUACAAUUGCAAAUGCAGUAUUUGGAUCAAAUCCACCGAUCAACCCUUAUGUUCUGACAAAGGCCUUUCAAGUGGACAAGAAUGUGGUGAACUAUCUUCAGAAACAGUUCUGGGUCAACAACCAGUAAUGAAUGUGACCUUUAGAAACUUUCCCUAUUGUUUUGAUCAUUGUUUAAGUUUGUAACAUAAAAAAGGAGGUGCUGCCUUUAUGCCUCUCCAUGUUGAUUUUUAGUACUCUAUAAAUUACAGUUUGUUUAAGUUCUA
Hevea brasiliensis (rubber tree) is the source of this 871-nucleotide messenger RNA. Its product is annotated as germin-like protein subfamily 1 member 13. The record is from RefSeq and is a predicted model, not a curated record. Lineage: Eukaryota; Viridiplantae; Streptophyta; Magnoliopsida; Malpighiales; Euphorbiaceae. Gene Ontology annotation, molecular function: manganese ion binding. Gene Ontology annotation, cellular component: cell wall. The coding region runs from base 61 to 735 and encodes 224 amino acids. The transcript has 2 exons.